GUAAUGGCAUGAAGUGGGAACCUGAACCUGGUGAAGCUCACCAGCGCAUGGGCGCCGUCGAGAGGUGCAUCGAGACGGUCAAGGAGAUCGCGACCCGCAUCGCCUGGGAGCUCCCCGACGAUACCGAACCCCAAGGGAUCUUCAGGUGGGCCUGCGCGGCGAACAAUGACCUGAUGCGCCACCAGGGCUGCAAUCCGAUGAUGCUGAUGAUGGGUCGCGCCCCGUCGGGGCACGGACUCGAGGCCGAAGAGAAUCCAUCCGUCCUCAGUGCCAACGUCGUGGACAAGCACUUCCGGGAGGUGUCGUGCAGGGGAGGAAAUUCAAGAACAGAGUUGCGAAGCGCAGUGGAGUUCUGGUUGGUAGAUGGAGACCGCCUGGUUCGAGCAACAACGGCACACUUGCGCAUGACUGCGAAGGCGGAACAGACCAUGGAGAGCAUAUCGGCAGGCGGCUCCCGCCACUUCGAGCAGAUCUUGCAGGAGCUGGCCAAGGGAGCGUAUGUCGACCUGGUGAAUCAGCCUGGACCUGGAGAUUGGGAUGACAUACCCGAAGAUCAAGACUCUGCGCACUCCACGUCGCGGAGCUCGAAGUAUCCGGGAGAUCAGGCUGGAUUUCCUGCAGGAGAUGUGCAGAACCAGGAGAGGAAGAACCACUCGGAGCCGAAGAACCUCCUCCUCAACCUGAACCUCCAGACUCUGAGCCGCCACCUCAGGCUCCCGCGCCUCGAUGGGACGUCGAGCCUCCACCCGAAGAGGAAGCGAGUAAAAAUCCACCCGACUCUCGCGACACGAAGCAACAUAAACUUCGCCGGCUACCUCGAUCAGCUGAGAUGGAAGCCUCUCACUCAGAUCAUGCCCGAGAGCGACAAGUCGGAUCCAGAAGCAAACCUGGCGAUCUUGGUGGGCUUUGCGCUGGAAGAGUCAGACGUGGACCAGCUCUACAGAAGGCCAGACACGGCCUUGGCAGCUAUGGUGAAGCAAGACAAGGUCGAAGUGAAGCUCAAGGACCUCGCCGCCGGGGAAGGAGCGGAGCUCCCCAUCGCGAGAGCUACUGAUGUCAAGCCCUUCCUCAAGUAUCGGGUGUGCGAGGCCGCUAGUCGCGCCGAAUACGCCCAGGAGCUCUGA
Molecule: messenger RNA, 1124 nt
Organism: Prorocentrum cordatum
Lineage: Eukaryota; Dinophyceae; Prorocentrales; Prorocentraceae
Source: the annotation of a GenBank genome assembly